AUGGGUCGCCAACACCCCCCCGGCCUCCCUCAUCCGCGCCCCUGCCUCUCCCCCCUUGCCCCUUCCUCCCUGCCUCUCCCUCCCUCCCUUCCGCUCCCUGCCCCUCUCUCCCCCUUUCAGCUGGGAGUGUAUCUCAACACAAUCAAGCGAAUGCUCGAAACCCUGCGACCAACAGUAGAACUCCGAAUGCGCAAGUGGGUGGCCAACACUCCCCCAGCCUCCCUCAUCCGCCCCCCCCAGCGCAACCUCCCCCCCCCCAAGCGGCCCUCUGGCGGGGGCAGUGCUGCUGGUGCCGCUGCUGCUGCUGCUGCCAUGCUGGGGGCUGCUGCUAAGAGAGUGGCUGCUGCUGCUGGCGGAGGGGCAGGGGGAAGCGGAGGGGCAGGGGGAACUGGUGUAGGGGGACAGGGAGGGAUGGGCGGAGGCGGGAUGGGGGGAGGCGCUGGUGGGGGGAAUGGGUGGGGGGAGGCUGCGGGGGGGAGGGGAAGGGGGCAGGGAGGCGGAGUGGCGGAGGCAGGGGGGAUGGGGGGAGCAGGGGGAACGGGGGGAGGGGGGGUGGCAGGGGGGAGGGAGGUGCUAUUCGGGGAGAUGCUGAGUGAAGUGACGGUGGAGUUGAGGACGACCUACAGGGCGACGCUGCAAGGGGUGGUGGAGAAACUAUACGAGAAUACCCAGCUGGGUCGAACCACAUCAUUGAAGCGAGUGCUCAAGGAGGUGCGGCCACAAGCAGGCGACGACAUGACCUCCAAGCUGCAGCCGCUCUCUGCACUGAUUGGAUCACUGCUAGCCCAGGCUGACGCAGUGUUGAGCAGCCGUGUCUUCGUGGGGACAGCGAGGGGCCUGUGGGACCGGCAUGGGAGGGAGGUGUUGCAUUUCCUGGAGAAGAGGAGGGAGGGAGUGUCGUGGUUCAAGAGUGCUUCUGCUGCUAUCACACUCGAUACUCUCGAUAACUUGUUCACCCAGCAGAUGCAGCGUUUGCAGGGCCACUCUCUCAUGGAGAGGGACUUGGAGCCGCCUCGAGCCAUCUGCGAUGCGCGGGGGGUGCUGUCUAAGGGAGGGGCACCUGCUGCCACUGCCAGAGUGCAUGACUCCCUUUCUCUGUACUGA
This is a messenger RNA of Closterium sp. Naga37s-1, 1104 nucleotides long. Lineage: Eukaryota; Viridiplantae; Streptophyta; Zygnematophyceae; Desmidiales; Closteriaceae. The record is from the annotation of a GenBank genome assembly.